Molecule: messenger RNA, 1339 nt
Organism: Paecilomyces variotii
Lineage: Eukaryota; Fungi; Ascomycota; Eurotiomycetes; Eurotiales; Thermoascaceae
Exons: 1
Coding region: 399-1133 (244 amino acids)
Source: RefSeq, a predicted model, not a curated record
AGCUAACUAAAUGGCUGGCCCGAUGCAUAUUAAUUAUCUAUCUAUUGAAACUGGCUUUUGAAACUCUCGGCCAGCCCCCGGGAGGCAGACCACCGGGCCCGGCAUACUCCGAUCAUCGCUACUUGUUCGCUGAUCGGAUGCUAUGCCAAUCAGUCCCUGAUGCGCCCCCCGAAAGUAGAAAAACUUUGCCUCUGCUCCCUUUUUCUCUGCUCUUCUCUUUUUUUGCUGCUUAAUGAUGUCGUGAUUUUUAAUAUCCCAGAAAUAAUAUCCCCCCAAGGCAAAAGUAGCCGACUUGACUGUCUGUCCUGUUGGUUGGAGCUCGUGUGGGCUUGCUUGAGCUUAGCUGAGCUACUACUACUUCCAUACUCAUAUAUAUAUAUACACUUUAAUCGCCAAACAUGAUGAACCCUCUACCCAUCCCAGAGCCUGGAGCUCGGGGUGCACCCUUGAAGAAGGCGAAUCUCCUACGACUACCCGCGGAGCUGCGUCUGAAGAUCUACGAAUAUGCCCUGGCGGUCCCGAACGAGUAUAUGGACCAACCCUUGAUUGUGGUCAAUGAUCGCGGCAAUACCUUCACGUCGCGCGGCCGAUAUCGAGCGCUCAGCAUGUGCCCCAGCUGGGUUGGAGAGGAUGGCACUGCGCGCAAGCUGCUAUCCGUCAACCGACAGAUCCACGACGAAGCGGAGGACCUCCUCUACUCGCGAUACACCUUUUUCUUCCUCAAUUCCUUCAACCUCGAGCGCGCCGGCGAGUUCCUCGACACCCUGAGCGCAACCGCGCGCAGUCGCAUCCGCAGCGUCGGCUUCGAGAUCUUCUUCUUCGUCCACACCCAGACCGGCGUACCGAAGCGGACACUGAGACUAUACGAGCAGGUUGGGCGCGAGAUGAUGAAGCGACUUCCGUCGUGGAAGAGUGUGGUCUUCUACCUGGAUCCGCGGUUCUACUUCCCAUCGGCCACGGUGGGUGGACGCGAACUCUCUGCGCGAGGUGUCCUCUACCUUGCAACAAUCUUUGGAGCGAUGGGCAAGGAAGUCCAGUUUCAUCCUGUGCAGGCCAUGCAUCGACAUGUCCUCGAGGAAGCAGAGAGGAUUGUGCGCAGAGGUAGUCGUUCACAGGACCGCCCAUCUCUGUAAGGGCCGCUUUCGCAGAUCCUCAUGUUAUUUACGACUACCACACAUCCUCUCGGGUUCAUCGCCAACCUCCCCACUCCCCCUCCCAUCUCUUGAAAGACUGCUGCGCAUUGCCAGAAACGACCUAUGCGGGGAUAAUAAUUACCUGCUAUAUCCUAUCCUAUACUAUACCGACCGAUAGCUAGGGAAAGCUAUCGGGAUGCAUGAUG